AGUUCACAAUUAAUUCACUAAUUCAACAAUUUACUAACUACACGUUACUUGCAAUUGGAAAAUUAAACUAAUUUAAUCAACCGAAGUGAUCAAAUUAUGGACCAGUUUCAUUUACCUCUUUCUACUUUUGUGACACCUUUUGGUUUAUCGUUUGUCUCUCUCUCUCUCUCUCUCUCUCUCUCUCUCUCUCUCUUUCAAUAUUUACCUUUUUUUUUGCUUAAUUGUUGCUAAUUAAUCUCGGAAUCAGUGAUUGUGAUUUAUUAAUCGAUUUGCUGAUUAUUGACUGUUUUUUUCUUCUGGUACCAAUUGGUUUCUAUUAUUUUCUAUCAGACUAAAUAUCAAAGUGAAAGUGAGACGGUUAAAAAAAGGAUUCAAAAAGGUUGGUUCAUUUGUGACAAUCAAUCGUCAAGAAUCAAUUGUGUUAUUGGUUUAGUUUAUUGGCUAAUUUAGCUAAUUACAAGGUAAACUGAAAUAUCGGAUUUUCCAAGUAAUCAGAUUCACUAAUCAACCAUAUUAAGGUCAAUUUAUUAUGGAGAUGUUGAAGUAAUUAAGCUACUAAUUGUUAUCAGCGAGAUGCUGAUUUAAUGAUAACUCAAAAUAACCCAAACAUUUACCAAGAAGUUGUUGCCAUGCAAAGAGAUGAUCUUUCUGAGCCUGGAUUACAUUAUAUUUUGAUUGCGACCAAUUAUUCAGUUUAACAGAUAAAUUGAAUUUAUUAAAUUCAUAUUCAUGAUUCAUUUAAUCAUUGAUAAUUCGUCACUGGCUAUCAUCUGUAUCCUUUUGUUUUCAUCUUUUCCCCAAAAAGAGUAAGAGUUAUUGAUUUGUGGAACCAAAUUGCGCCUCAAGAGAAAGAGAGACAGUUAUGAGUUUAGCUACUUCAUUGAUUGACCUGAAAGCAGAAUUAUUAAAGAAGAGGGAAGAAUCUAAAUCUGAUCGGGAUCCCCAGGUUAACGUUAAAGGAGGUCAAAAGUGGAAAUUAUUAGCCGAUAAAAUUGAUGUUAAAAAUAAAGUUAAACAGUUGAAAGCUCGUAAGGAGAGGACAUCGGAUGAAGACGAAAGGAAAAUCAUCGAUGAAGAGAUUGAAAAACAGUUGAGAUUAUCUCGAGAAGCCUUGGAAAGAAAAGCAGCCAUUUAUGAGGCUCGAAUGGGUAAAGCAAUGGAAGGUAUUUUCCAAGAUUCUGAUGAAGAAUCGGAAGAUGAAGAUAAAAGGUGUCUUAUUAAUUUCGAUGGAAAAGCAUUGGAGCAGAUUAAAAUUCGAAAUGAGGAGAGACGUCAAGCUGAAAGUCGGCUGAGAGGUUACAAGCGGAAAGAAGAUGAAGAAGAUUCUGAAGAUUGGGUCGAAUUUACAGAUUCUCUUGGUCGAACUAGACGAUGUCUUCGAAAAGAUUUAAAAUUCUUUGUGGAUGCAGAUAAACAUCUCGAAAAAGAUGAAAAACUAGAACCACAAUCAAGUGGAUUGAAGAAAUUUAAAUUAAUCGAUAGUGAUGAAGACGAUGAAGAUAAUUACAGAGAGGAAGAAAAAUCAAAUGAACAAGGACCAGUUCAUUAUACUGAUGUUCGAUACAACGAAGUUCGUGAUCAUGGUGUUGGAUUUUAUAAACUUUCUGGUGAAUCAGAGGAAAGAACCAAACAAUUGGACCAAUUAAAUCAGUUACGUGAACAAACAAUUGAACAGAUUAAAGUGAAAGCCAAAGAGAAGGAGAAAAAAUCAAUCGCAAUUGAACAAAGAUUAGCUCGAAUAGCAGCUCGAAGAGGAAUCAAAUUUAAAAGUAAAUCAUCAACCAAUUCAAAUGAACAAAACACCAACAAUGACGAUCAUUAAAUCAACACCUCAAACAAUUAACUCUCACACCAGAUUAUAGCAAAAAAUCAACUUCCAAACUCACGCCAAUUAAUCUGUAAAUUUAAUUUUCUAUGUCAA
Panonychus citri (citrus red mite) is the source of this 1921-nucleotide messenger RNA. Its product is annotated as coiled-coil domain-containing protein 174-like. The record is from RefSeq and is a predicted model, not a curated record. Lineage: Eukaryota; Metazoa; Arthropoda; Arachnida; Trombidiformes; Tetranychidae. Gene Ontology annotation, cellular component: nucleus. The transcript is spliced from 5 exons. The coding region runs from base 863 to 1822 and encodes 319 amino acids.